CUCGUGCCCUCCCUCCCUCUCCCCUUCCGACCGCACCUCCUCACGCGCUCGCUCGCCUUCGCUUCGUCGCCACGGCGAGCCCCACCACGCCGCCCGAGCCGCCGAUCGGGGCGCCGCCAGCGCUGCCAGCGGCGGCGGCGGCGCCCGAUCCGAUGGACGCGGAGGUGGGGGCGCCGAAUCUCCCGCUGCCGGAGGAGCCAGCCGGAUCGGAGCCCGACGACGCGCGCCUCUCCCCGCCUCGUCCUGCUCCUGCUCCGCCUCCGCCCCCGCCACCUCCCGCCCCCGCCCCCGCGCCCGCGCCGGUCCAGGCCCUGACCCCCGCCGCCGAGGCUGCCGCGCCCACCGCCUCGGCGGCCGUCUCGCCGCCGGCUCCAGCUCCAGCGCCGGCGCCGGCGGAGGCCAACGGCACCUCCGACAGGAAGAGGAGGAGGAAGGCGGAGGACGGGGACGGGUGCAAGACCUGCAGCUGCAAGAAGUCCAGGUGCAUGAAGCUUUAUUGUGUAUGCUUUGCUUCUGGGUCACGUUGUACUGAGUCAUGUGGAUGCGAACCUUGUGAAAACAAGCAACCACUGCAAGUUGCUCCACGGACUGCACUGAUUUUACCUCUGAAACCUGUCCAAACAUCAGAAGCUGGUCAAGACAUAGUGGAACAAGUCAUAAGGUCCCCUAUGGAUCUUAUUAGAAGAAAAUGCACCUGCAAGAAGUCAGGCUGCCUUAAGAAGUACUGUGACUGCUACCAGGGAGGGGCAGGAUGCUCCAUCAACUGUAAAUGCGAUGAUUGUAGAAACCCAUUUGGGAGAAAAGUUGGUGUUAUUUUGGAUGGUAAAAGCAGUGUUGCUGCACCUAUACUGCAAGAAAGAAAUGGGACUGAAGUUGACUCAAGCGACGACGAAGAUGACUUCUACAUGAACCGACAACUCUCCCCAAUACCUCCGUCUCCAGUGUCCAGGGAGUCUUCAUUCCAACAGGAGACUCUAGUCGGCGUGGAAGUCCAGACCAUGAAUGGGCACCUGUACCCUAAACCACUGGCUCAGGUGCGUCCCGAGCCACCCUCCUGGCAGCUCUCCAGGAGGCCAGUUGAGGAACCGCGUGGAGAAAUAUGGCGCUUCUCCAGGAGGCCCAGCGAGGAUGGGACCUCUGAUGCUAUGGAAGCGCAUGCCAUUGCCCCGAGAGAGAGCAAGAAGCCAGAGAUCCAUGGGGACAACAGGUUCAGCAUCCCGCGGUGCAUCGAGGUGAUGAGCGCCAUGGCGGAGCUGUCGCCGGUCGAGAAGUCGCUGGCGCCCGACGUCUUCUUGGACGCGAGCAACCGGGAGAUUUUCCUCUCGCUGAGUGUAGAUAUUAGGCCAAUGUGGCUGAGGCGUAAGAUGAAGAGCCUUGUCUAGCUAGCCUAGCUAGGGAUAGCGUGAGAAAUUUUCGUCGGCGUAUACUUAAUAAACCUGUGCUGUACUGUAGAUAUAUGCCUUAGCUUGGCAAUGAGUUCUGGACCAUUGUAUGUACCUAGUGCUAAUUUAUGGUGCAUGUUAUGUUAAAGUCCUGCCUAUGAUUAGCAGCAAUAAGUUCAUUAUGAAUUUCAGCUAGAAGAAUAACAGUAAAUCAUCUCUUCCCCUUGAGUAAUUAAGUUGAUGAACCUGUUCUGAAA
Messenger RNA from Sorghum bicolor (sorghum), 1639 nucleotides. RefSeq lists its product as uncharacterized. Gene Ontology annotation, molecular function: DNA-binding transcription factor activity. The transcript has 6 exons. Bases 153 to 1382 code for a protein of 409 amino acids. The record is from RefSeq and is a predicted model, not a curated record. Lineage: Eukaryota; Viridiplantae; Streptophyta; Magnoliopsida; Poales; Poaceae.